UAUAAGACACCAACCAUCAAAGAAACAAAACAAGAAGAUAAAUAUUUGUUACCAUCUUUCAACCUUCAAAUUAUUAGAAGAAACCACAAAAUAAAAAACCAAUAUCAAGAAACAGAACAGAGAAGAAUUCUAAGUAAUUGGAAUGUCAGAAGUUCGAGACCCUGAGAUUAAGCUGUUUGGUCAAACGAUUGGUUUGACACAGGAAAGAGGUCUAUGGAAUCGAAAAAGCUCGUCAUAUUCAACUUCAACUGCUUCAAAUGAAGAUAAGAUCACUUCAAAAGGAGAAUUUACACAAAGCAAACAAGAUAAUGAACUUGUCGAUCCAACUGUAGACUCGUUGGUUGAACCAGAAACAUCAUCCGGUUUAAGUGAUGAACUCAAGAUACAUGAUGCGGAUAAAGAAACACUAUCGCCAAAAUCUGUUGAGGAGGAAGAUUCGAGUGAUCAGGAAAAGACACUAAAGAAGCCUGACAAAUUAGUUCCAUGUCCGCGAUGUAAUAGCAUGGAAACAAAGUUCUGUUAUUAUAACAAUUACAACGUAAACCAGCCUCGUUAUUUUUGCAAGAAUUGCCAAAGAUAUUGGACUGCUGGUGGAACAAUGAGGAAUGUGCCUGUUGGUUCUGGCCGUCGCAAGCACAAAAGUUCUUCCACUUCAAAUUAUGGAAUGCAUCUUCCUGCUUUAAGGGCGAACGGGAUUGUCCUAACAUUUGGAUCAGAUGAACCCCUUUGUGAUUCCAUGGCUGGGAAUGAUCAAUCAAAUGGAGUUUGUAGUACAUCUUCAGUUUUAACUGAGAAAGAAAACUAUUCUAGUACACAUGAUUGGAAAAAUUUUCAGGCAUUUCAUCCUCAAGUACCGUACUUACAAGGCGCUCCGUGGCCUUAUUCUGGCUUUCCAGUAUCAUUCUAUCCAGCACCAGCCUACUGGGGAUGCACCGUAGCAAACUCCUGGAACGUACGGUGGCUAUCCUCUGAUCAAUCGGUCCAUAACACCGGUCCUGGUUCACCGACAUUAGGAAAGCAUCCUCGGGAAAGAGAAGGAGAGAGAUGUGUACUGAUUCCUAAGACACUAAGGAUUGAUGAUCCAAAGGAAGCGGCGAAAAGCUCUAUAUGGUCAACAUUGGGUAUCAAGAAUGAGAAGAUUGAUUCGGUUCGUGGGGCAAGACUCCUCAAAGCCUUUAAUACAAAAGCUGAUCAUAGAAACCGUGAAUCUGAUGCUUCUUUCGUCCUGCAAGCGAAUCCAGCAGCCUUGUCUAGAUCGCUUAAUUUCCGCGAGAGCACACAAUGAGACUCAAUUUCGCGUUAACUCGUUCGCAAGGAAGCAGAAACAGUGUCACUGAUGUUAGUGCAGCAGCUAAUUUUUGGUAGCAACAUAAGUUAGUUGUUCAAAAAUAUAAGCAUUUAUAGUUUUGCAGUAUUUGUACUUUGUACAUAAACCUGUAGAGUUCUAAUACACAGAGAAAAUAAGAUGUAGCUGAAGAAUCUGCAAUGGUAAA
Messenger RNA from Nicotiana attenuata, 1493 nucleotides. RefSeq names its product cyclic dof factor 1-like. The transcript has 2 exons. Gene Ontology annotation, molecular function: DNA binding; DNA-binding transcription factor activity. Lineage: Eukaryota; Viridiplantae; Streptophyta; Magnoliopsida; Solanales; Solanaceae. Gene Ontology annotation, biological process: regulation of DNA-templated transcription. Bases 143 to 1285 code for a protein of 380 amino acids. The record is from RefSeq and is a predicted model, not a curated record.